This is a messenger RNA of Stegostoma tigrinum, 795 nucleotides long. RefSeq names its product chromosome 33 C15orf48 homolog (gene coxfa4l3). The transcript has 4 exons. The coding region runs from base 223 to 477 and encodes 84 amino acids. The record is from RefSeq and is a predicted model, not a curated record. Lineage: Eukaryota; Metazoa; Chordata; Chondrichthyes; Orectolobiformes; Stegostomatidae.
UGCGCUGGAGCGACAGCUACCGCAGACUCAGGAAGCGCACGCCCUGCCUGCUGCUACAGUUCCAACAACCUCAACCCAGACUGGGCUUGGCUGCUUUCGAUUUUAAAUAGAUACCAAACUAAUGGGAAGGUAGUGAGAAGGUAAUCCGCACAAAAUUAGUGAAGCUGAAGUCCACCUCCUGUUUUCUUGUUUCAGGAACCAGGACACUGCGCCGUGAGUACAAUGAGUUUCUUCAGUAUGAUGCGGAAAAGGAAAGAGUUGAUCCCUCUUGUCGCUCUGAUGACUUUCGCCGCGACCGGAGCCACCAGCCUUUCCAUUUACUUCCUCCUGACCAAGCCCGAUGUCAUACUCAAUAAGACAGGAAAUCCUACUCCCUGGGAAAAUGUGGACCCCAAGAAACCCCAGAAGCUGCUAACAAUUAACCAGAAGUGGGAACCAGUGGAGGAGGUCCAGAUAUUGAAGCGUUACAGCAAGUAAUAGAGCGGAUUAUCCCAUCAGCACUGAGCAUUCUGCUGAUUCCUGACUUGAAAUUCUGCUGGAGAGGGACAGAGACACUUCUGCUUGAGCUUUAGGAUUAAAAAUUGUCAAUUUCUACCCUUCCAACCCCUCUAUCCCUCCCUCCCUCAUUGCUUGCUCUCUUCCUGUAUCCUUGUGCCUCUGUCCUCAAGAUGGGUGGCCCCACUUUGGAUGGGCAGAUAUGAAACAGCAACAUUUAUGUUUUCGCUCUGAAAAUAUUUCUACGUAUAAAAUCUAUAAGCAAAUACUGUAAAAUAAAUAGUGACUAAUUUAACUGUG